Branchiostoma belcheri (Belcher's lancelet) is the source of this 1781-nucleotide messenger RNA. Its product is annotated as meiosis-specific protein MEI4-like. NCBI's taxonomy places the organism in Eukaryota, Metazoa, Chordata, Leptocardii, Amphioxiformes, Branchiostomatidae. Gene Ontology annotation, cellular component: lateral element. The coding region runs from base 1 to 1065 and encodes 354 amino acids. The transcript is spliced from 6 exons. Gene Ontology annotation, biological process: DNA recombination; oogenesis; homologous chromosome pairing at meiosis. The record is from RefSeq and is a predicted model, not a curated record.
AUGGACCAGCAAAGAAGUGGAGACAAGCAAAGAGAAACUGCAGAUGAAGGAACCGUCCUCCCACCCUGUAACCCGGACUAUGUGAGAAUGGUGAAGCUCGCUGCUGCUGUCGCCAUCCUCAGAACCAAACCACCAGGCAUGACAGGCCAGCAGUACACACAGUACCUACAGCACAAGUACCAGGCUAACCAGGGGGACUGGAAGAAGCGAGCCAAGCUUCUACAGAGCCAUCUGCUGCAGACCAGGCAGGAACUGCUGCAGGCUAAACUGCUGCAGCAACAACCUCAGCCUGCAGAAGGAGAUGAAGACAAGCCUGAACAGGUGUUCCCAACUCCUCCUUCAUCUUCAGAGCAACCAUCAUCUCCUCAGGUGUCCAGGGAAGAUGUGGUGCAGAGACACUCAAGGUUUCUGUCCUGUGUGCUCAGGCUGCAGACUGUGAGAAACUCCUUGGCAGGGAGGGUAAAUCUGGAGGAGACGGUGAAGGACAGCAUCCUCGACUCCUUACACCUCCUCAAAGUGUCCGUCGAGGAGAAGGUUCCUGAUGUCUCCAUGGCAACCAAGAAGCAUGUCGUCAAGACAAUCGUGGAGGUGCUUGGACGUGAAGAGUUGAAGGAGUUUAGUGAGGAGAUUGUCCGGUCUGUGAUGGACUUGGUACAAACCAUCCUCACAGGGGUGCUCAGAUGUGAGGACCUCAACAGGCAUCAGCAUCAAGAAAACCAAUGCAGACUUAUUGUGGACCUGUCAGAAGCUGAAGCACUCCAAAAACUCAUCCUGGAGACACUACUUCAAAACAUCAAAGACUUUUCUGACACUCUAAGGACAGUGAAGACUUCAUCCCUAGAUCCUGUCCUCUAUGAGAAUGUGUACUACAUGUUUUGGACUUUCGAGCAGAUAUUAUACAACCUAAAUGAUUGUAGAAAACAAUCCAUUGACGAGACACUUGCAAAUGAGUUGAACAACACUUUGGAGAGUUCACUGCUCUUCAUAUCAGAGAAAUAUCCACUUUUUGCCCACUAUGUCUGGAAGUUGGGAGGUGUUUUAAACUCAAUUCAGACACUCAGGUGAUGAAAGCCACAGUUAGAAAGUGUGGACCGAGUUUAUUGUAAAUGUCACACAGUCGACAAAACAUCAGUGUAUGGAUAUAAUGGUAUCAAGUCCCUUCACUGGUACAAUUACACAACAUGUAACAAAGUCUUUUUAUAGUUUUGCUGAAUAUUUACACAAUUACGUUAAUGAUAAAUACAAUGUCUAUGGGGAUCAAUAGUACAUAGUAGGGGGUACAAACUCCAUUUUCAACAUGUGCUUCUACACAAAAUUUUCAUUCUGACGUCUUAUAAUACGAUACAAAUUAUACUCUUUUGAUAGUAAAUAUUUGCAUGUACAAUGUAUGUGGAUGCCAAUAUACAUAUAAGGCUGAGAAUACAGACCUGCAAAGCAUCUAAGAGUUCCGAUGGAUAAAACCUAACUUACUCAACUGCAAAAUCCUCAAAUUCAAACUUAUGCAAUCUGUAAUAUGUGGCUUACUUGGAUUGACAAAAUUCAUGAUAAAACUAAGAAAAAGAGUAACGUUACAUGUAAUUAUCUUUGGGGAUAAAAUAUACAGAUGUCAAAAUCCUGCUCUCUUGAAAUGCUUCUUAGUAAUGGCUUCUGUAAAUAUACAUACUAUGAUGCUAAAAUGAUUGUGGAAAUGCUGCUUUUCUGUAGCCUGAAUGUCAGCCUUUUUAGUUUCGUCCGCUCCCCACAAUCCGCUACCAGCCAAAAAGCAGAUUGUGGGGAUCGGA